AUCAGUGCGGUCGUGGCUGCCAAUCGUACCCAACCAAAAUGGCGGCUAGAACAGGUGACAGGUCGAAAUGGAGACGAAGAAAAUGCUCUAAAAGUCCUUCAGAAGACGACAACGAUUGUGCAAGCCUCGCAUGGCUUUUAAACUUCAGACUGGACGAUUUCGUGAACAUCAAAGUGCCAGAUGACGAGCCUGUGGUGAAAGAGCCAAAGGUGGAAGUCCCUGAAGCGCCUCCAGCGCCGAAAAAGCCACCGUACACGUAUCCUGAGUUGAUAGAGAAAGCUUUGAGGGAAAAUGGGGAGUUGACAGUGUCAGCUAUAUAUCAAUGGAUUUCUGACCGCUUCCCAUUCUACAAAGCGAACGAUGAACGCUGGAAGAACUCUGUGCGGCACAACUUGUCCAUCAACCCCCACUUCAGGAAGGGGGCGCGGGCCCCGCAGGGCGCCGGCCACCUGUGGUCCCUGGCCGCCAACGCGAUAGACCUGCUGCCGCUCAGGAACCCCAUGUUCGAAGACAAGAAGACUGCUGAAGUGGUGGAGAGGACCAGGGUCAUUGGGUUCCCGAAGGUGAUUGUGCUGGAUGAGGCAGCGAUUGCGGCCGCGAGCAUUAUACCAGACCAAGACUUAUUUACCGGUAGUACAAUGUUCUUGAACCCAGUGUCGACGGAGCAAGUGGUCCGGGAAAGUGGGCUGAUCACUGUCGAUUAGUUCAUAAUGUUUGUGUCAAUUUAGUGUACUAUUAUUGUGAGCAUUGGAGGCAUUUUGUUAAUAUUCCUAGGAAUAGUUGAUGCGAUAUCCUCUUAGCGUUGUCAAUAAUGGUGGAUCGGAUGUCCGUUUAGAAGUCACUGAUAAGUUUUAUUCUUCAAAACCCUAUACUUUGACUCGACAUCAGCACAUUCCUAAACACCUACGUGUCUCUUAGUAACAAUUUAAGGCUAGAUUACUAAUACGUUUUGAUUUUUUUUCUGAUCGUCCUUCUAUAGUUACUGAGACCUAUAAACAUGAUCUGCAUAUAAUAUAAGCAACUGAGGUUUUGUUUUUCUUAAUUUAAUGCUGUAGAUUUAAAAUUACGCAAAUUGCUUCCACCCAAAUCCUGUUAUAAACUUUGUUUCAUUGCUUAAGUGCUCCCAGACAUUAUAAUCAAUGUUAUUUUGAUCUUGACCGUGCCCUUAUAGCUAUGAGCUCAACUUGAAGUAAGACUGUAUCAGAUGUGGAAGCAAGAUGGCGCUAUACGCAACAUAGAGUGUCGUCUCCAUUUCACAUUUACAACAGUUUUACUUAAAGGAUUGAUAGUUAAGGUAGUUUAUACCCAUUUUGCAAUUGACAGAUUUCAGGGUCGUCAUCAGUCCCUAUAAUAGAAUUUAGUUAGCACCGUGGGUGGCGGCCAGAUAUAAAUAAUUAUAUCUUCUAUGUCUUGUUUAUGAUGUGUGUAUCAGUAUAUCUUAUUAUCUUGAGAGCUCGGGAGUUUCUAUCGUUGGGAGUCUUCCGACAAGAUGCUGGUACUUAAUUAUAAUUAUUGAUCAAUACAAGAUAGUGGUAAAAUCCUUCGGCAUGCCUAUGAUUGCUGCCAUGCAAACCUUAAUGGAAAAGUAGUUGAUAAAUCAGAAAAUAAAAGCUCUUAUAAUAUCAAGUACCCUAAGGUAUAUCUUUUAUGGUACAUAGUCUGCCAAUCUAGACGCGAUAUUCUAAGCACCUUAUUACGUUGAUGCUUAUUAAUUUAAACCCAAAUAACAAUGUUAACAAAAUGGCUCCAAUGAUUGUUAAAUAUAAAAUUAGUAAUUAAUAUACAAUGAAAUACAUUAGAAUUAUUCGGUGAUCUCAUUCUACUAGUACUUAUUUUAAGGCGAUGUAUUUAAUAAUGAUUGGUUUUAAUGUAAUAAAAAUAUUUGAAAAUCCA
Messenger RNA from Trichoplusia ni (cabbage looper), 1893 nucleotides. Its product is annotated as fork head domain transcription factor slp1-like. Gene Ontology annotation, molecular function: cis-regulatory region sequence-specific DNA binding; DNA-binding transcription factor activity. Gene Ontology annotation, cellular component: nucleus. The transcript has 4 exons. Gene Ontology annotation, biological process: regulation of DNA-templated transcription. Lineage: Eukaryota; Metazoa; Arthropoda; Insecta; Lepidoptera; Noctuidae. The record is from RefSeq and is a predicted model, not a curated record. The coding region runs from base 39 to 704 and encodes 221 amino acids.